This is a messenger RNA of Osmia bicornis bicornis, 1815 nucleotides long. RefSeq names its product amidophosphoribosyltransferase-like. The record is from RefSeq and is a predicted model, not a curated record. Gene Ontology annotation, biological process: purine nucleobase biosynthetic process; purine nucleotide biosynthetic process. Lineage: Eukaryota; Metazoa; Arthropoda; Insecta; Hymenoptera; Megachilidae. Gene Ontology annotation, molecular function: amidophosphoribosyltransferase activity. Bases 92 to 1693 code for a protein of 533 amino acids. The transcript has 8 exons.
CCAGUCGGGAGUUAUAUUUCAUGCGGAUCCCUUUCGAGCAGAUAGAACAUCACGAACGUUCAAACUUUUGACGCACGUGAGUAUAAUUGAAAUGUCUUGUAAUAUGCAAGCAGAUUCAUAUACUCAAUCAGUGGCCAUUAAAGGUAAAAGAGAUAAAGGUGUACAUAAUGUAGAAAAGAUCAACAAGGAAUCAAUUACUGGACUCACACACGAAUGUGGAGUUUUUGGAUGCAUUGCUGCAGGUGAUUGGCCAUCUCAAAUUGAUGUAGCUCAAGUGGUUUGUUUAGGUUUAGUGGCAUUGCAACACAGGGGUCAAGAAAGUGCAGGUAUUGUCACAAGCGAGGGUGUAUGUUCAAAAUCUUUUCAUGUCCACAAGGGAAUGGGAAUGAUUAAUAACAUUUUUAAUGAUGAAAACAUGAAGAAACUGAGUGGAAAUCUUGGAAUUGGCCAUACUAGAUACAGUACAAGUGCAGCAAGCGAGGAAGUUAAUUGUCAACCAUUUGUGGUUCACACUGCACAUGGAGCAUUAGCAGUUGCUCACAAUGGAGAGCUUGUAAAUACAGAAUCACUAAGAAAAAUGGUGUUAGGACGUGGAGUUGGUUUAUCAACUCAUUCAGACUCUGAAUUAAUAACGCAAGCUCUUUGUUUGAAUCCCCCUGAAGGUGAAGUAAAUGGGCCAGAUUGGCCAGCGCGUAUAAAACAUCUAAUGCAAUUAGCACCAUUAUCGUAUUCAUUAGUAAUUAUGCAAAGAGACACGAUAUAUGGUGUACGAGACCCUUACGGAAAUCGUCCUUUAUGUCUUGGAAAAAUUGUACCAAUUGGUAACUUAGCAGGAAGUGAAUCAGAUGAUGAUGAUGAUGAAGCUGAAGGUUGGGUUAUUUCAUCUGAAUCGUGUGGAUUUCUAAGUAUUGGAGCACGAUACGUGCGUGAAGUAUUUCCUGGAGAAAUUGUAGAAUUGACACGGGAGGGUAUUAAAACUAUAGAUAUUGUCGAGAGACCCGACAAAAAGCCUCAGGCCUUUUGUAUCUUUGAAUAUGUUUACUUUGCACGUAGCGAUAGUAUUUUUGAAGGGCAAAUGGUUUAUUCUGUUCGCAUGCAAUGUGGACGUGAACUUGCUCUGGAAUCGCCGGUAGAAGCAGAUAUAGUUAGUUCAGUACCUGAAUCUGGAACUGCAGCAGCACAUGGCUAUGCUAGACAGUCCCAAAUACCUUUUGCGGAAGUAUUAUGUAAAAACAGAUACGUUGGUAGAACAUUUAUUCAACCUAGUACGCGACUCAGACAACUUGGCGUAGCAAAAAAGUUUGGAGCUUUGUCAGAAAAUGUGAAAGGGAGGAAAUUAAUUCUAAUUGAUGAUUCAAUUGUUAGAGGGAAUACCAUUGGACCUAUAAUUAAAUUACUUCGUGAUGCAGGAGCAAGGGAAGUUCACAUCAGAAUAGCUUCACCUCCAUUAAAAUAUCCUUGUUAUAUGGGAAUCAAUAUACCAACGAGAGAAGAAUUAAUUGCUAAUAAAUUAGAUAGUGUGAAACUAGCAAAACACGUCGGAGCUGAUAGUUUAACAUACCUUUCUGUAGAUGGACUGGUAAAAGCUGUAAGAUUUCGUAUGGACAAUCGUGAAAGCAGUUACAUUGGACACUGUACUGCUUGUUUGACUGGAGAGUAUCCUGAUGAACUUCCUGGUGAUUUGGAUUGGUGAAGCAAAUAAACAGUUUAGGAAUACACAGAUAGCAAACUAAACAUUGUUGAAAUGCGUAUGUCUGCAAUGGAACAAGUUCGCAUCAGAUUUCUUAAAUAAAAUUAUCUUGAUGCGAUUUAAAA